AUGUCGGCAUUCCCGGUAUCUUCACCAACCAGGAGAGUAGAUCAAGGAAUGCGAAAUAUUGACAUUAUGAGGAGUCCUGGAACACCGAGGUUGAACUCAACAGGAAGCACACUUUGUAGUUCAGGGGAAUUUUUGAAGUUAACCCCAGUUAAAAUCCUAGAAUUUGAUUCACCUAUAGCUAAGGGUCUGUCCAGAAGCACUAGUGAAUUACAAGCUAGCAAAUUAUCGACAGUGGAUGGCAUUUACAAGGAGAAUUUCACUGUAAUAACGAAGCAGUUAGAGAAACUGCUUGAAGACCUCAAUGUCAUAUAUAGAGAUAUUGGAUACUCAAAUACCGAAAUUCUAACUAAAGAGAAACAAAUUUUUAACACCAUAUCAGACUCGAUAAAGGAAUUCUUUAACCAGGCCGAAAGCGAGAUGAGUAAAUUGACGAUAAAUAUAGAGAUUGAGCAAGAUAUUUUGAAUAAGAUAUUAGAAAUAAUAGGUGACCCAAGUGGGAUCAAAACAAUUCCUGACUUAUACAUCAGGAAUGCUAUAUUACAACAGACAAGAAAAACUGUUCCACAAUCACCAAAAAAGCCACUAUCUUUACUUAAUAAAAAGAAUAUUCUGGAAUCUGCAAGGGAGUAUAUUUAUAACGUUUAUCUACCAGAGUUAACAAAAUUUCUUGAGAAAUGCCUCGACCUACAACAUUUGACAAAUGCCAUCGGAAUGGACUUGAAGGAUAUUAGUGAGGAAGAGAAAAAUAUACUCAACAAUCUAAACGAAUCUGAUAACUUAGAACAAAUCUAUGAAUACUUGACCAAUGGCUCUCCUAAGAACAAGAUUUCACUGAUAUCUGAGGUAAUAAAAAAAAACAAAGCAGAGCUACUUAAUAACCCUUGCUUGCGCGAUUUGUCAACCAGUAAGUAUGAGUUGAUCUCAAACUUGCUUGAGAACCUGAAAGUUGAGUAUUUAUCAAGGAUUGAUAAAGUUUGCACGGAGGGACAAAGACUAGAAAUCCUACUAAAGGACCUUAGACUGGAUGCUCGCAAAGUUAUACCGAAAAAAAUGAGACAAAUACUGGAUCAUUACAGAAAUAUAGAUAGCUUCUCAAUUGCCAGUAUCGAGACCUAUUUUGAAGUUUCCAAGUCCUCCCUAGCCGAAUUGCAUUUGACAUAUGACAAAUAUAAUAAGAUACAUGAAGAAAAAUCAAACACAAAACAUUUGUGGAUGCUAAAAUGUAAACAGUUGUGGAAUUUACUGAAUACAUCCAAUGAUCAAAUAAAGAUAUUUGUGGAGAGUAACUCUGAUUUGUCAGACUCAACCAUGGAGAAUAUUCAUAAUGAACUAGAACGGCUGGAAGAGAUGAAGAAGAACUUAAUUAAGGAAUUGAUAGAUAAUACUUAUAAGAAGGUUGAGAAAUACUGGGAUAUACUGCAGUAUUCAGAGGAAGAGAAAAAAAUAUUUUCCUCUAGGAUUGAGGAAAUGAGGCAUACAUCAAACUCAUUGCAGGACGAUGAGGACACAUUGGAAAUCUGUGAAACAGAAGUUAAGAAAUUGGAAGAACAGUAUAGUUUGUACAAGCCUGUGUUAGACUUAUACGAGGAAUUUAAUUCACUUUUGUCAGACCAAGCAUUUUUAGAAGCAAGUUCAAAAGACUCCUCAAGACUGCUGGCCAGGAAUUCACAUAAAAUAUUGUUGAAGGAGGAAAAAACAAGGAAAAGAAUUACUAGACAUUUUCCUAGGGUCAUUUUAGAGCUGAAAGAUAGGUUGAUAGAGAUGGAAUCAAAAUUCAACAAACCUUUUCUUGUGGAUGGAGUGAAAGUUUUGGACAUUGUGAGCGUGCAAGAGAAAGAGUUACAAAGUAAAUACCCUCGUAGUAGGAUUGAUACAGGUAAUAGGCAAAGUUUAGGAAGGGUAUCUAGCGCUGGUAAUGGGUUGAGGGUAGCAAAACCUGUUAUUACCAAUUCUGGUAGAAAGGUAAUUAGCGGUCAAAGGACCACUCAUUCCAAUAGAGGAGUCAUAAAUCAAGGAAAAACUUCGAUUGCUCGCUCAAGUUCGGAUUUAUCAGAUAUGGAAAAGGCGAUGCAUCGUAGACGGACUGACGUUAAUGUGUCGACAGCAUUAAACCGGAACAUUUCUAAUUUAAGUCAAAAAAGCCGCCGCCAUAACUUUGGAUACUCUUCAACGACCAUUCUUUCCUCGAACAAUGCAACUAUAAAAACACAGCCAAGACUAUCUCAAACAAGGGACCUAAAGCCCAGACAAUUAUUUCCACUUUCGGUUAGUAAGCAAAAUGUACAACCAACCAAGAUACCUAUACUUGAAAAGAAAGUUUCUUUUGAAGCAAUGACACCAGGUAACAAAGAGAACGUUGACUACAAUCAAGAGAUUGACCGGACCCGGAAGACUAAUAAUAAUUACGCAAGUCCUUAUCAAGAGUCAGCCAAAAGCGUCUAUAAGUUAUCGAUGUCUCCUGAGGGAAAACCUAAAUUAGACGUUGAACAAAACGCAUAUAAUAUAAGUUUCGAUGAAAAUAGUUUUUUCGAAAAUUAA
Messenger RNA from Nakaseomyces glabratus, 2538 nucleotides. RefSeq names its product Ase1p (gene ASE1). Gene Ontology annotation, molecular function: microtubule binding. NCBI's taxonomy places the organism in Eukaryota, Fungi, Ascomycota, Saccharomycetes, Saccharomycetales, Saccharomycetaceae. Gene Ontology annotation, biological process: microtubule cytoskeleton organization; mitotic spindle midzone assembly. Gene Ontology annotation, cellular component: spindle; cytoplasm; mitotic spindle midzone. The record is from RefSeq and is a predicted model, not a curated record.